Molecule: messenger RNA, 659 nt
Organism: Impatiens glandulifera
Lineage: Eukaryota; Viridiplantae; Streptophyta; Magnoliopsida; Ericales; Balsaminaceae
Product: NADH dehydrogenase [ubiquinone] 1 alpha subcomplex subunit 2
Exons: 4
Coding region: 164-463 (99 amino acids)
Source: RefSeq, a predicted model, not a curated record
UUGCAAGUCCUCGUUUGCCCUUUUUUACAGUAAGGAGGAGAGGAGUUCAGAGCAGAUACAUUCAAUUGGAGACGCCGGCGAACUUCCCGUUGAAGCUCCUCCUCCGUGAGUCGCCGUCUUUUAGCACCGUCACCGCUACCACCACCAGUUUGGGCUAAGCGCCAUGGCAUGGAAGGGACAGUUAUCUCGGAACCUGAAGGAGCUGAGAAUACUCUUCAGUCAGGCAUCACCUGCAAGCUCUUCUACUAGAGCAUUUGUAGAGAACAACUACAAGGAUCUGAAAACGCUCAACCCCAAACUCCCUAUACUGAUUCGUGAAUGCAGUGGGAUCGAGCCACAGCUGUGGGCUAGAUACGAUAUGGGAAUGGAGAGGGGUAUUCGGUUGGAAGGAAUGACUGAGACGCAGAUAUUGAAGGCAUUAGAGGAUCUUAACAAAGCUGGUGCAGCUAUUAAUAAAAGCUGAAGAGGAUUGCUUUGUUGUUUGUUUUGUUUUGUGAGAAAAAUAAAUAAAUAUAUGAAUAUUCAUGAUCUCAAGAUCCUACUGCUUGUUUGAGUUUUCAUCUAUUAUUUAUGUUCUGAUUUGCAGAGACACAAACAUAAAUAAAUAUUCUCUGAAUCAUCAUUGGUUUUAUUUUAUGGCAUUUUAUUUUUCUUUUGGA